UGCUCCCUGGCUGAAAGAAAGCUGGUUUUCUUGUCCAAGCCAGAGCCGUCUCCCGCAGAAGCAGAAGGAUGGCUCGUUCUAGGAUCGCCUGCCUGGUCUUCUUUGUGAUGUCAGGAGCCUUUGCCCCUGCUGUUCUCACAGCAGAGUAUCCCCAAGGCCCUGUUCCUACCUUGUGGAACGACCCAGGGGAGCUGCCGUCGGGAGUGGGCCCCUUCGAAAGCACCACCCACACCCAUGCCUCUGAUGCCACAGACCUCCCCCUCUAUACCUCAGAGUAUGAGCCAGAGGACACUACCCAUCUGCACCGGCUGGAUGAUGGGACUGGGUCCUUGGGCCCCGGAGCCAUUGCUGCCAUCGUGAUCGCCGCCCUGCUGGGCACCUCGGUGGUCCUGGCUUUGAUCGUCAUCACGCUGCGAAAAUUCUCCGCUUCCUGAAUGAAAUAAAAAAGGU
Molecule: messenger RNA, 450 nt
Organism: Phascolarctos cinereus (koala)
Lineage: Eukaryota; Metazoa; Chordata; Mammalia; Diprotodontia; Phascolarctidae
Source: RefSeq, a predicted model, not a curated record